AAUUUUAUACUUCGUGAUUCAUACUUUGUUGAUAUUAUCGCAGUAUUUUCUCUACUUCCGAUUGUAAUUUUCAUUCAAGUACCGCGAUAAGUAUUAUGUUUUCUGUAAACUGUUUCUAAUAGGCACAUGGCAUGUCGAGAAUAUAAUAAUGAAUCGCUCUCUGUGAAUCGCAAAAAUAAGUCGUAGAAUCUGUCAAACGGGAAUAUUUAUUCACGAAAAUUUGAGAAUUGUGCGUUUAGAAUGUCACAACAAAGUGCUAUCGUACAAGCAACUAAUACAGGCUCGGAUAUGACACCUGUGCUUGGUACUUUACAAUCUGUAGGGCCUAACAAUCAAACUUCACCGGGUUUACCUAAUUUGCAAAGUAGCGGCACUACGACAACCACUAUGCAGUCGCAGACGCAAUCUCAACAAACUCAAUACAUUUCGCAGCCUUCGAAGCAAGUACAACAAUCCUCCACUCCAAGUUCUUUUAGCGAUUUUCCACAAUUUUUAACAAAAACAAGAUUACAAGAUUUGGUAAGGGAAGUAGAUCCUACUGAACAAUUAGAUGAAGAGGUGGAAGAAAUGCUUUUGCAAUUAGCGGAUGAUUUUGUGGAAACAACGGUAAAUGCAGCUUGUCUACUGGCUAAACAUCGUCAUGCAAACACAGUGGAAGUUAAAGAUGUACAGCUGCAUUUAGAGAGAAAUUGGAAUAUGUGGAUCCCUGGUUUUGGUACAGAUGAAGUUCGUCCUUACAAACGAGCUACUGUCACCGAGGCGCACAAACAAAGAUUAGCGCUUAUACGAAAGUCCAUAAAGAAAUAUUAAUCCCUUCGCGAAUUGCAUGUAAUUGAAUAGUUUUGAAGAUUAAAGUCUAUUGCAUUUUA
This is a messenger RNA of Linepithema humile (Argentine ant), 869 nucleotides long. RefSeq names its product TATA-box binding protein associated factor 12 (gene Taf12). Gene Ontology annotation, cellular component: SLIK (SAGA-like) complex; transcription factor TFIID complex; SAGA complex. The record is from RefSeq and is a predicted model, not a curated record. NCBI's taxonomy places the organism in Eukaryota, Metazoa, Arthropoda, Insecta, Hymenoptera, Formicidae. Gene Ontology annotation, biological process: RNA polymerase II preinitiation complex assembly; DNA-templated transcription initiation. Gene Ontology annotation, molecular function: TBP-class protein binding; protein heterodimerization activity; DNA binding.